AUGAGUUCUUUCAAAAUGAUCUCCUUAUUCCUUCUGGUCUUACUUUUCCCAUCAUUUCACCCCAAAUGUGGAGCUUCAGCUUAUGCUGAAGAGGCUUUAGCUCUUUUGAAAUGGAAAGCCAGUUUUCAAAAUCAGAACAAUAGCUUUCUGACCUCAUGGAACCUUCAAUCUAUCAUUGCCAAGAAUUCUUCUAGCCUUCCAUGCACUUGGGCCGGUAUUUCCUGCGUUGUUGGAGGUGUCAACAGGUUGAACCUCUCAGCUUGGAGUAUUAAAGGUCCAAUCCCUAGAAGCUUGCGAAACUGCUCAAGCUUAGUUAGGGCCAGUUUCAAUGGUAACCAUUUCCACGGAAACUUGUCAGAAAUGUUUGGAAUCUAUCCAUUCCUGAAUUUCAUAGAUCUCAGCAACAAUGAAUUCUACGGAGAACUCUCCAGCAAUUGGGGCAAAUGCAAACUUUUGACGACCCUGAUGGUUGCAAAGAACAACAUCACAGGUGGUAUACCUCCAGAAAUUGGAAAUUUAACACAAUUACGUGCACUUAAUCUUUCUUCCAAUUAUUUAUCAGGGGAGAUACCAAGGGCAGUUGCAAAGUUAGCUUCUAUGCUUAAACUAGAUUUACAUGACAACCAAUUUCUUGGUGGUAUACCUCAGGAAUUGGGAGGGCUAGUGGAAUUUCUUGACCUGUCCACAAACUCCUUGAGUGGAAAUUUACCAAAACUUCUGGGAGAUUUGAAACACUUGUUUCACAUGAACUUGAGCAACAAUGUUUUAAGUCAGAAGAUUCCACCCCAAAUUGGGAAGUUAACCCAACUUUCUGAAUUGGAUUUGAGUCAAAAUUUCUUCAUAGGAGAGAUACCAUCCGAGCUUCAAAGUUUACAGAGUCUGGGGAUGUUGGAUCUCUCCCAUAAUAACCUCUCUGGUUUGAUCCCGAAAACUUUGGCAGCACUGCCCGGUUUAUGUCACAUUAAUCUUUCGUUUAAUAAUUUGGAGGGUCCAAUUCCGAGUGGUAGAGCCUUUGCGAAUCUAACCUUAGAAGAAGUAAAGGGAAAUAAAGGUUUGUGUGGCAAUAUUACCGGGUUACAAGCCUGUGAAAGUUCCCCAUCGAGUAAAAAGCAUGGCAUGGAUAAAAGGAAGGAACUUGUUCUCGUAAUUGUAUUACCUCUUCUGGGAUCAUUCAUGCUUCUUGGUGCAUUCUUUGGAGUUCUCAGAUUGCAUGAUCAAAGGAAAAGGAAUUCAAGAGCGGAAGUUAUGGAGGUGAAGAUGGGCAAUUUAUUUGCCAUCUGUGCUUAUGAUGCCAAGGCAUUGUAUAAAGAAAUAGUGAGGUCUACGGAAGAGUUUAGUGAAAUAUUUUGCAUUGGGAAAGGAGGUUAUGGAAGUGUUUACAGAGCACAGCUUCCAUCAGGCGAUGUAGUAGCUGUAAAAAGACUUCACAACAUGCCUAAUGUGGCAAAGGAUAGAAAUUUCUUGAAUGAGAUCAGGGCUUUGACAGAAAUCAAGCAUCGAAACAUUGUGAAACUCUUUGGCUUCUGUUCAAAUGCUCAGCAUUCGAUUUUGGUUUAUGAGCACCUUGAAAGAGGAAGCUUGGCCAAAAUCUUGAGCAUAGAAGAAGAAGCUAAGGUGCUAGACUGGCAAAAGAGGUUGAAAAUCAUUAAAGGUAUCGCUCAUGCUUUGUCUUACAUGCAUCAUGAUUGUUCACUAGUGAUUGUACAUCGGGACAUAUCAAGCAAAAACAUUUUGCUUGAUCCAGAAUGUGAGGCUCACAUUUCAGAUUUUGGCACUUCCAAGUUUCUGAAAAAAGACUCAUCUAAUUGGAGUUCUCUUGCAGGCACCUAUGGAUAUGUUGCACCAGAAUUUGCCUACACAAUGAAAGUUGAUGAAAAAUGUGAUGUUUAUAGCUUUGGGGUCCUGACGAUGGAAGUAAUCAAAGGAAAGCAUCCUGGAGACUUGAUUGCUAAUCUAAUGUCUUCAAACCCUGAAGAUAUAGAACUAAAAGACUUGCUCGACCAAAGACUUCUGUAUCCCAAUCAAGAAAUUGAAAAGAUCCUAAUGUCCAUUCUCAAACUAGCAAGAGAAUGUCUACAUGCUGAUCCUCAAUGCAGGCCAACAAUGCUCCUUAUUUCCAGGUUGAUGUCAGCUUGUGAACCAUCUAAGUGACUUCUUGUGAUUAACCGUGGCCGUGUGAUUCUCUUUUCCAUUUCUUUUCUUGUUAAAUUAAUAGAUGCAUCAGAUAUGUAGAAGUUGGAUGAUGUUUUUUUUUUUUUUUUUUUGCAAGUAUCUUCCUAGCUAUUAAAUGCAGAAUGCAGUGCCUUACUUUUUCCCCCCUACAUAGCACAAUCAAGCAUCAGCAAAAGAUGAUAUGAUGCAGAUGUAUUCUUUGUAAGAAUAAACCCUGCGUAGCUGAGAGAUUAUUAUGGAAUAGAUACCAUAACUAGUACUUGUUGAGUUUGUCUUUAUA
This is a messenger RNA of Coffea eugenioides, 2452 nucleotides long. RefSeq names its product MDIS1-interacting receptor like kinase 2-like. NCBI's taxonomy places the organism in Eukaryota, Viridiplantae, Streptophyta, Magnoliopsida, Gentianales, Rubiaceae. Gene Ontology annotation, biological process: protein phosphorylation. The transcript is spliced from 3 exons. The coding region runs from base 1 to 2151 and encodes 716 amino acids. Gene Ontology annotation, molecular function: protein binding; ATP binding; protein kinase activity. The record is from RefSeq and is a predicted model, not a curated record.